AUGAAGGGUACACUAACCGGUGGCUCUACGAAACAAAAACCCGCCGGUGGAUUCGAUAGCACUCCGUUUCCCCAUGCACCACCAGGCUACACCCUUAAAUUCACCUUUCAUCGAGGCAUCAACCUUCCCUGUGGUGAUUUCGGAAGCUUCUCCUCUGAUCCAUACACGGUAGCCCAGCUAAAUGUCGAUAUUCCCAAACGACAUAAGCAGGAUAACAAUCUGACGUUCCGAACACCAACAAUACGCAAAAAUCGAGAUCCCGUGUGGGAGAGUGAAUGGAUCGUUGCGAAUGUGCCCGCAUCAGGGUUCCAGCUCAAAUGCACUGUUUAUGAUGAGGAUGCGGCAGAUCACGAUGACAAGCUAGGGAAUGCAUAUGUUGAAGUGGACUCUAUUUCGGGCCACUGGAAUGGUAUCAAGGAGCAGUCAUUCAAGGUCAAGAAGCGCACGGGCAGCAAGCGGGUCUACUUAUUCGGAAACAUUGCCGCUCUCGCUUCUGGGCGUCUGGACGUCGGAUCACAUCUCGUCAUCAGUGUAAAGUGUUUAGGAAAGACCCCAAGUGAGGAAGGGGGCCAGGUCUAUACUGUAGGACCAAAUUACUGGUUUAAGCAUUUUUCUCCACUUAUUGGACGAUUGGCCGGCACCAAAGACGAAGUUCAAAGUCAGAAUGGUAAAAAGACAAUCACUCGUUACAAUUUUCAAGCCAUUCAAAUACAGCUCAAGGGUCCUGUGCCGGCAGAGCUUUACCAUCGCUACGUAGAGUUCAAACCGUUCGUAGCGGGAAUGUUUACGUCGCAGAGUCUUCGAGGUCGUAUCCUCAACCGAGCUCUACAUCACCAGCAUCAGCGAAUUUAUAAUUUUGACAGAUCAACCCUCCAUGGCCAAUCCGAGUCGCCGUGCACUGAACUUACCCAAAAGUUUCUUGAAUUUACCCACUAUGCUCAGGGUGGGAGAAUAUUCACAUAUGUUCUCACUCUCGAUGGGCAGUUUCGUUUUACUGAAACGGGAAAAGAAUUUGGAAUUGAUUUGCUAAGCAAACAUACGAUGCACAGCAAUGUUUCAAUAUAUAUCGCUUACUCUGGAGAGUUUUUUCUCCGUCGACGAAAACAUCACCGACGGCACAUCUCGCAAAUGUCUCAGCCCUCGGAUACCGAAAUCCCCGUGGAAGAACCUCUACAGGAUCAAGAGAUAUCAACUAACCCUGCAGACUAUGAGCUUUUCAUUGAUAAUGAUAGCGGUACCUAUCGCCCGAAUGGUCAGAAGCUUCCUCUCUUGAAGAAAUUCAUUUCAGAAAGCUUUAUCGGUCUCCAUAUCACCACAUUGGACUGUACAGAAGAUGCUGAAAGAAUGGGAGACUUGAAAGAUGAGCAGAGAGAAUUCAAGAACAAGGAAGGUGGUCAGAUGACCUUCCUCCAACAGAGCAGCGCGUCAUCACUUUCCAUAUCGAGCUCAGACGAGGAAGAACUUGAUGAACGCAGUGGUAUCGCAUCAAAGAAGCGAGGCGAGUUUGCCCAGAAGGUGCACGACAUGCGUGAUGUGAAAGGACAGGUCAUGAAGUGGGCACAGGCGGGGCACAAAAGUACAGGUGUUUCCGCACACGGCGAGGAGAUGAAGCCGACUUCUGCUUCAGGGAAUCGACCCUCAAAAAUCACGCAAGAAGGUACUGCUCCUGAUAAACAACCGGACAAUAGCUCUACCAAGCUGUGA
This is a messenger RNA of Aspergillus caelatus, 1704 nucleotides long. RefSeq names its product C2 domain protein. Gene Ontology annotation, biological process: positive regulation of gene expression. The record is from RefSeq and is a predicted model, not a curated record. NCBI's taxonomy places the organism in Eukaryota, Fungi, Ascomycota, Eurotiomycetes, Eurotiales, Aspergillaceae. Bases 1 to 1704 code for a protein of 567 amino acids. The transcript is spliced from 2 exons.